AUGGUUUUACAUCGGAAUCCGCAGUUAAGAUUUGAAUUCGAAGGAUCGCCUGUUAAAGCAAUUUCUCUUGCUACUGUUAUCGUUGGCUCACAUUCUCACAACGGAUCCAGUUCAAUUACGACAUUAUCACCAGAUAUUAGCGAACCACAUUUUGUUACAUGUUCUGAUCUAUCUCAAUGGUUUUCUCCUGGAUAUCCAAAAUGGACAAAUUAUAUUAAAGGAGUUCUUGUGAACUUUAAAGAUUUUGCACGACCUUUUAACCUUGUCGUGGCUACUUCUAUUCCAAUUGGAGGCGGAUUAUCUAGCUCUGCUGCCCUUGAAGUCGCUUCAUACCUGUUCUUUGAGCAACUCUUUUUAAAUUCCACUAAAGAACCAUCCUUGCUGUCCAAAGCACUUGUUUGUCAAAAAGCAGAACAUAAUUUCGCGGGAACUCCUUGUGGGAUCAUGGAUCAACUUGUAUCUUUUUGUGGAAAAGAAAAUCACGCAAUCUUGUGA
Messenger RNA from Octopus sinensis (East Asian common octopus), 495 nucleotides. Its product is annotated as galactokinase-like. The record is from RefSeq and is a predicted model, not a curated record. Gene Ontology annotation, molecular function: ATP binding; galactokinase activity. The transcript has 4 exons. The coding region runs from base 1 to 495 and encodes 164 amino acids. Gene Ontology annotation, biological process: carbohydrate phosphorylation; galactose metabolic process. Gene Ontology annotation, cellular component: cytosol. Lineage: Eukaryota; Metazoa; Mollusca; Cephalopoda; Octopoda; Octopodidae.